AUGACCGACUCGCCUCCGCCUCCGCUGAAAUGGACGGGCCAAUUCACCAUCGCUGCCUCCAAAAGCCAGCUCGGCGGCGACAAGAUCCUCCUUCCCCCUUCGGCACUCGAGCAAAUGUUGAAUGCUGCAUCCACUCAAACGGCCGAAGCGACCCGCCGCAACCUCCCAACCUUUGAUCCCUACAAUUCCUCCGUCUACKCGGCUUAUCGCCAGGCAGAAUCGCAAUAUCAGGAUCAACGACAACAACUCCCCCAUCCUCUGACCUUCCGUCUGGUCAACUCGGAAAGUGGGCGGGUGGUCUUUGCGGGGGUAAGAGAGUUCUCGGCCGAGGAAGGGCACAUCGUGCUCAGUCCCUUUCUCGCCGAGGCGUUGGGCAUCAAACAGGAGAAUGUCAAGCAGAUUGAGGAAGAUGGCAUGGAAAGGAAUGUGGACAUGGAGGACGGGCAAGAGGGAAAGACGGCGGCCAUCACCGUCCACGUCCACCAACUUCCCAAGGGAGAAUUCGUCAAGCUGCGACCCUUGGAGCCGGGAUACGACCCGGACGAUUGGAAGGCUUUGUUGGAGCAACAUCUGCGACAAAACUACACCACCCUGACCAAUGGAGAGGUGCUGGUCGUGCCCGGUGCACGAGGUGCGGAUGGAAAGAGGGAAGAGUUUCGUUUUCUGGUCGACGGCUUCCAACCCGAGUCGGAUGGCAUCUGCGUCGUCGACACCGAUCUGGAAGUCGACAUUGAGGCUUUGAAUGAGGAACAGGCUCGCGAGACGUUGAAGCGCAUCGCUGCCAAAUUGUCCAAGGCUCCCGGCACGGAACAAGGAACUUCUCCCGGUGGUGAAUUGGAUCUGUUCAAGCCACAAUCCGGACAGAUUCUCGCGGGAGAGUAUGUCGACUACUCAUUACCAUCGUGGAAUCGAACGAUGCCYCUGGAACUUGAGCUGGACGUGGAAGAUGAUGAAGAGGAUGUCACUCUCCUCAUCAGCCCACUCUCCGCCACUCAACGUGCCAAACCACGAAUCGACGAGUUUGUCUUUGCCGAUUUCGACACGCGACCCACGAAACGAAUCCGUCUGGAACCCAGCAAUGUCGAAAUGGAGAAUGCCGAAGCUUUGCACGUAUCCGUCUACGCAUCUGCUGUUUCAGAGUCAUCGCCAUCGCCAUCGAAUGGCGUGACGGAAGCACCAGGCAACCUUCGACAUUUCACCUUACGCGCGAGACAUCCCGACGUGGAGAAGACGCCUGCAAGUACAAAUACAAAUACUCCAGAGAAGUCACCCAACGAAGGAGAUGUUCGAUGCAAGAACUGCACGCAAUGGGUCCCUCAACGCACCCUCAUGCUUCACGAAAACUUCUGCCUUCGCAACAACAUCAUCUGCCCCCAAGGCUGCGGCCAAGUCUUCCAAAAACGCUCCCCCCAAUUCUCAUCCCACUGGCAUUGCCCAUACGAUUCCACCUUCGGCAACACCUCCUCCUCACAAUCCCACCACAAUACCAUCUUCCACCCUUCAGAAAUCUUGAGAUGCCCCGAAUGCAGCACCACCGAAACCUUCGCCAACCUCCCCUCCCUCGCUCGCCACCGCACUACCACCUGUCCCGCAAAACAAAUCCUCUGCCGCUUCUGCCAUCUCGUAGUCCCACAAGAAGGUGACCCCGACGUCCCCAACGCCGAAGCCCUCCUCUCAGGCAUGACAGUCCACGAACUAGCCGACGGAGCACGAACCACCGAAUGCCAUCUCUGCUCCAAAAUCGUCCGCCUACGAGACAUGGAAAUCCACCUCAAAAACCACGACCUCGACCGUCUAUCCCGCCUCCCACCCAUCCCCUGUYGAAAUCUCAAUUGUGGCCGCACAGUCGACACCUGUUCCAAAGCAGGAGAUACUCGAGCGGGGACUCGCAUGGGCCAAGGACCGGGUAAUGACGUCGGUUUGUGCAGUGUGUGUUACGGUCCCAUGUACGUCAGCACGCACGAUCCCGAAGGCAAGGGUUUGAAACGUCGGGUGGAGAGACGAUAUCUCCAACAACUCCUCACCGGCUGUGGCAAGACGUGGUGUGGGAAUGAAUUCUGUAAAUCCGGCCGGAAGAAUCUCGCCCUCGCCAACACGACCAUUUCCACCAAGGAGGCGUUGCCGAUGAUUAAACCUUUUCUGGACGGUCUCUCCGUGAAGAAGAGUAACGGGGAGAAGGAUAGUCCCUUGCAUUUCUGUGUGGAUGAAGGGAGUCAGAAGAGGAGGAAUUUGGCCGGGUUACUUGCUGCGGAAGUAGAAGAUGGAGGAAUGGGAGGAGGGAAGAGUAGUGGUGGUGGUGGUGGGUAUGCGAUGGAAUGGUGUCUCGGAGCAUUAGAAGCCAUGGGAGGGGAUUUGGAGGGCGCUAGGACCUGGUUGAGGAAUUGGGCUCCGGAAAGGGGGGAAGGGGGAGGGGGGAGAUGA
This is a messenger RNA of Ramularia collo-cygni, 2421 nucleotides long. Its product is annotated as related to PRLI-interacting factor K. The transcript has a single exon. The coding region runs from base 1 to 2421 and encodes 806 amino acids. NCBI's taxonomy places the organism in Eukaryota, Fungi, Ascomycota, Dothideomycetes, Mycosphaerellales, Mycosphaerellaceae. The record is from RefSeq and is a predicted model, not a curated record. Gene Ontology annotation, molecular function: polyubiquitin modification-dependent protein binding. Gene Ontology annotation, cellular component: VCP-NPL4-UFD1 AAA ATPase complex.